AUGUCUCCUGCCGACACAAUCUCAGUCCCAUCACCGGAAUUCCUCUACUUCCGUCAGGCCAGCGUGAGAGAAAAACUCAUCUGCUGGAACCGAAACAGUGCAUCCUGGGGCGGCCUCCUAAACCUGCCCGACUAUCUUGGCCGUGAAACUCUCAACGGCUCACAGCUCAUGACUCGUGAUGGGCAAAUCAAGUAUUGGGUCCUGAGUUCGCUAGACAAACCACCAGCCGAGGGUGAGGAAGAACCGGAUACAAUUUAUGCAGCUUGUGAAACUCUUCAGAAGCCGGUGAUUGUGAAAACUAAGGAUGGAGAUUGUACUGAAGAGAUAAGCUAUGGUAUUGCGAGCGUGUACACGAAUCCUAAGUGUAGACGGAAGGGAGUGGCAAGUGUAUUGUUGGCGAGACUAGCGAAGUGGUUGGAUACGGAAGGUAACUGUAGAGUCAGCGCACUUUACUCAGAUGUUGGCAAGGACUUUUAUGCAGUGCAUGGGGGUUGGAUGCCAUACUCAUCCAAUCAACUCACAGUAUCUAUAUCCCCAUCCGAAACUAAAUAUACGGCUCACACCGAGGUUAAAACGAAGCCUUUACAACGAGCCGACCUGAAACACCUCUGCAAAACUGAUCAAGAUACUCUCAAGUCUCAGUUUCAAUCUCUUGCCCUCCCACCCGACACCCACGCCCGGUUUACCUUCCUCCCCACAUUCGCACAAGCCUGUUGGCAUUUCGGGACGGAGGAAUAUAUCUGCGAGAAAGUACUCGGAAAGUCCCCCAUGGUCAAGGGCGCCCUAGUUGACAACAAUACCUGGUUAUACUGGACUCAUGAUUUCGCCGAAAAAAAACUUGUCGUCCUGAGAGUUGUCGCGUCGGGUGAUAAGGAGGGACUGGUCGCACGCUUGAAAGGACUACUCAGCGCCGCAGAAAAGGAGGCAAGAGAAUGGGAGUUUGGCAAGAUUGUUGCAUGGAGCCCGAUCCGUGAGCUAGUUGAAGCAGCAGAGCUGCUGGAAAAGGAGGAGAGAGGAAUCGCAGUGGAUGUGGCGGACAGAGAGAACGACAGAAAUCUUCUUGGGGGCACUCUUCGACGGAGCAGACGCCGUGGUCAGAUUUGGUCUUUUAGCCCGUAG
This is a messenger RNA of Morchella importuna, 1119 nucleotides long. RefSeq lists its product as uncharacterized. The record is from RefSeq and is a predicted model, not a curated record. Bases 1 to 1119 code for a protein of 372 amino acids. Lineage: Eukaryota; Fungi; Ascomycota; Pezizomycetes; Pezizales; Morchellaceae. The transcript has 4 exons. Gene Ontology annotation, molecular function: acyltransferase activity, transferring groups other than amino-acyl groups.